Salvia miltiorrhiza (redroot sage) is the source of this 1673-nucleotide messenger RNA. Its product is annotated as dof zinc finger protein DOF3.1-like. The transcript has a single exon. Gene Ontology annotation, molecular function: DNA binding; DNA-binding transcription factor activity. Gene Ontology annotation, biological process: regulation of DNA-templated transcription. The record is from RefSeq and is a predicted model, not a curated record. NCBI's taxonomy places the organism in Eukaryota, Viridiplantae, Streptophyta, Magnoliopsida, Lamiales, Lamiaceae. The coding region runs from base 647 to 1366 and encodes 239 amino acids.
AACCAGCCCUCUCUAACUAGGGGCUAGUCAUGUCACGUCAAGCCUUAGCCAGAAAUUCCAACUUGAGAGAGACUGCUGUAGUGAUUGUCAAUUCAUCUGUGUGCGCUCUGUGUGUGUGAGAGGUGAGAGAAAGAAACCUCCAUUCAUUCCCCCUCUCUCUCUCCUCAUGGUUGUGUGCAUCGUGUAUGUAUAUAUCAUGAUGUCGGAUCGUCUCUCUCACGCGGACUCGCAGAGAUCUUUCACAUCACCACCAUAAGAGAGGAAGAGUGCCAAGAAAUACAUCAAAAUUUCACCUCUCUCUCUCUCCUAUAUGAUUUCUCCAAAUUUUGUUUCUAUUUAUGCAAAACUGACGGGUCGACUUCUUUGAUCUUCUUGUUCUUUAUGACUGCUACAAAUUUUUAUGUGUGACUGCUAAAAAAAAAAUCAAAAAAUAUCCUUAGGUUUUUUGUCAUCUCUCCCAAUCAUCCAAGAAGGCAAGAACACACACUCGCUCUCUAGGCUAUUCGCCACUUCACGUAAAACCCCCAAUUCUUGAAACCCUUAUAGCAGAUCUUCAAUUUCCCAUCAUCUCAGAACCAGCCUAAAUCAGAAAAUCGCGGAGCUUGGUGCAAAAAAAAAAAAAAAAUCGAAUCUUCGUCCACAGAAAAUGCAAAAUCCGUCACUGUAUUCACAGAUUCAAGCACAAGCGCAGCAGCAGCCUCAAUUUCCGGAUCAGGAGCAGCUGAAAUGCCCUCGCUGCGAUUCCGCAAACACCAAAUUCUGCUACUACAACAACUACAAUCUCUCCCAGCCGCGCCAUUUCUGCCGGAGCUGCAAGCGCUACUGGACCAAAGGCGGCGCCUUGCGAAAUAUCCCCGUCGGCGGCGGCUCACGGAAGAACUCCAAGAGGAGCUCCUCCACCUCCUCCUCCGCCGAUUCCGCUGCCUCCAAACGUCCCGCCGUGGCCGCAUCCCCGCCGCCGUCGGCUUCCAAAGACGAAAAAAACAGCGAUCGGGACAAGGCAAGGGAGGUGUUCGACACAUUGCCGCUGAGAGAAGAGAAUUUCAGUGGGCAGUUUGAAAGCUUGAGCUUCAGCUCUUUGCUGGGGUCAGGUGGGGACCAGUACGUCGGUUUGCUCGACGGGUUGGGACCCAACGGUCCGGACUUGGAGAUAAACGGGCAUUUCGACGAAACGGGUUCUGGUCCCAAUGUGAAUCCGGCUUUGGACGGUGAAGGCGAUGAAUUCUUGAAUUUGCAGGGUGGGGUCGGCGGUGGCGGCGAAGGUGAAGGUGGUGGUUGUGAUGGCGGCGGUUGGGGCGGCGGCGGCGGCGGUGGCGGUGAUUGGCCGGAUCUUUCAAUCUACACACCUAGCUCAAAUUUUCAGUAGCAUUGAGGUGAGAUUCAAUUAGGAAACAAAACAGAAUCUGCGGAGGAGUUUUAUCUGCUAAUUCUUUAGUUUUUUUUUAAAGAGUUUGGUUGCUUGUUUUUUUUUUCCUAAUUUUCUUACAUAGUAGUGGUUGAGAUCUUUGAGCAAUCUAAUUAUACUCCUAGUAUUUAAGCAAUAUGAAAAUACGUGAGUAAUGGUGUAAAAGUAGUAGGUUUAUGCCUCUAAUUGCUGGUUUUUGUGUGGUUUGAAACUUUGGUAUCAGCAUUAAUGGUGGAGGUAUUAAUAUCAUUCUUAGAAUCUUGGAUCA